Molecule: messenger RNA, 474 nt
Organism: Lachancea lanzarotensis
Lineage: Eukaryota; Fungi; Ascomycota; Saccharomycetes; Saccharomycetales; Saccharomycetaceae
Gene: GNA1
Product: LALA0S08e04126g1_1
Exons: 1
Coding region: 1-474 (157 amino acids)
Biological process (GO): UDP-N-acetylglucosamine biosynthetic process
Cellular component (GO): Golgi apparatus; endoplasmic reticulum-Golgi intermediate compartment; endoplasmic reticulum
Molecular function (GO): monosaccharide binding; glucosamine 6-phosphate N-acetyltransferase activity
Source: RefSeq, a predicted model, not a curated record
AUGGCCGUUCUGCCGCCUGGUUACUCAAUUAGGAGAAUUGAGCCUCGAGACUACGAAGAAGUGGUCGAAACACUCAAAGUUUUGACAGUAGUAGGCGACGUAACUCGAGCCAAGUUUGAGGAAACAGUCGAAUUCUGGAACAAUUCAACGGUGAAAGCUGGUAAUGCAGAAAUCCGUGCUUACAACCCUCACGUAAUUGUGAACGCAGAAGGCCGAGUUGUUGCAACGGGUACGGUUUUGAUUGAGCGGAAGAUAAUCCGCAAUUGCGGGCUGGUAGGACAUGUGGAAGACAUCGCAGUGGCGAAAGACCAGCAAGGGAAACAGCUGGGACUAUUGUUGAUCCAGUACUUGACACGACUCGCUCAUGAAGCGGGCUGCUACAAGGUGAUUCUCGAUUGUGACGAGAAAAACGUUGGAUUUUAUGAAAAGUGCGGGUAUCGCAGAUGUGGGGUGGAAAUGGACCAUCGAUUGUGA